UAUUUAAUUCAUUCAACUCAAUAAUUACCAUCUCAUGUUAUACGAUUAAUACUCACCAUUGCUACGUUUUCACCACUCACCAGUAGUAAAAUUAAAUGUCACAUAAAGUCCACCUUGCAUUUGUAAAUUUUGCUUGCACUCUCGCCCUGUUCAUCAGCUGUUCACCUUAUUAACGCAUUUGUGUUCUAAUUGUGUUUUGUUACUGAUGUUUUGAUUGGCUAAGCAAAAAUUUAAUCUAUCAUUUUUAACAAAAUUUUUAUAAACAAAUUAAUAUUAACGAACGAUAAGGAAUAUCAAAAAGUGAAAAUGAUAUAAAACUAAUAAUAAAAUAAAAUUCAAUGAUAUACAUUACAUAACAAGAGCAUAUCUAAGGUGUGUUGAAAAGGUGACAAUAAUGUUGGGUUUGUUGGUGUCAAGUUGCGGACAAAGAAGUCAAUUUCUACAACUGCCCAGAUAUCAUGUACAUACAAAAAUAAACACUGCCCGAGAUUUUAGUGCCAGGCUGAAAAAUAUUAAUAAAUUGGUACGAAAUUUGGAAACAAAAACACAUAGGAGCACACAGGGAACAAGCAAGAGUAAUGGCUUAUCAAGGCAUACACUAAUAUUUGGUGGAUUUGGAGUUUCUGUAGCGUUAUGUGGCCGUCAUUUUCUGUACAAACAUCAAGUGAGAUGCGAAGGCAAUCGUUUAUCAGGUGUCCUGCAAAAAACACUUAUGCAAGAUGAAAAUAAAUUUGAUUGGAAACGUUUUUGGUCAUAUUUGAAACCAUAUCUAUGGGAAUUACUAGGUGCUAUCGCUGCAGCUUUAAUUGUCGCAUUCAUCAAUAUACGCAUUCCAAACUUACUAGGUGAUCUAGUCAAUACGCUAGCACGUUAUGCAAAUACUUAUGUCAAGGAUCCAUUACACAAUUCCUUCUUUAGUGAUAUUAAGAAACCAGCAAGUAAUUUACUCAGCUUAUAUUUGCUACAAUCAGGUUUCACCUUUAUUUAUAUUUAUUUGCUCAGUCGCAUUGGAGAGCAGAUGGCGGCACAAAUACGUCAGGAUCUCUUUAAACAAAUUGUAAUACAAGAUAUCGAAUUCUUUGAUGAGAAUCGAACGGGUGAAUUAGUAAAUCGUUUGACAGCUGAUGUGCAGGAUUUCAAAACGUGCUUUAAGCAAUUCGUAUCGCAAGGACUACGAAGUGUAGCGCAACUGAUAGGUGGUGGCAUAUCAUUAUUCCUAAUAUCACCACAUAUGGCGGCUAUAGCUUUGGCUUCAGUACCUGCUGUAGUGGUUUUCAUGACAUAUUUGGGUAAAAAAUUACGUUCUUUAAGUAAAAGUUCACAAGCACAGUCUGAACGUGCCACAGCUGUUUGUGAGGAGGCUUUAUCCAAUAUACGCACUGUACGUUCUAGUGCUUGUGAAUAUCGUGAAAUGGAUUUAUUUGAAACGGAAACGAAUGAAGCUGCACGUUUGGCACGCGAAUUAGGCUAUGGCAUUGCAGUAUUUCAAGGUCUAACGAAUUUCUUCCUUAAUGGUUUAGUGUUGACUACACUCUUCUUGGGUGGUCACUUAAUGUCUACUGAAAGCUUAACGCCAGGUGCGUUAAUGGCAUUUUUAGUAGCAUCACAAGGUGUACAACGUUCACUAGCACAAGGUUCAAUACUUCUAGGUACUAUGAUUAGAGGCAUGACAGCAGGAUCACGUGUCUUUGAGUAUUUACAACUUCAACCUAAAAUUGAGUUGACAAGAGGCUAUGAAAUUCCACAACAACAUCUGAAAGGUGAAAUACGCUUUGAAAAUGUUAGCUUUGCAUAUCCUACACGACCAGAUCAGAUCGUACUUAAGGAUUUUAAUUUAACACUUCGUCCAGGUGAAACAGUGGCAUUGGUAGGUGCUAGUGGUUCAGGCAAAUCCACCAUAGCAGCAUUAGUAGAACGUUUUUAUGAGCCUACCUCUGGCACUAUUAAAUUAGAUGGCUAUAGAUUGGAGGAUAUUUCUCCCUACUGGCUACGUGCUAAUGUUUUGGGUUUCAUUGAACAACAACCCGUACUUUUUGCCACUACUAUAUUAGAGAAUAUACGUUAUGGUCGUGCAGAUGCUAAAGAAGCUGAUGUUUAUGCAGCAGCUAAACUGUCGCAAUCACAUGAUUUCGUAAGUGCACUGCCAGCUGGUUAUGAAACAAAUGUUGGCGAAAGAGGCACACAGUUGAGUGGUGGACAAAGGCAGCGUAUCGCUAUUGCACGUGCACUGCUUAAAAAUCCAAAAAUUUUAAUACUCGAUGAAGCAACAAGCGCUCUAGAUGCAACAAGUGAGGCGGAAGUACAAAAAGCACUUGAUACGGCGGUACUGAAUAGAACAACAUUGGUUAUAGCGCAUCGUUUAUCAACCAUUCGAAAUGCUGAUCUAAUUGUAGUGCUGGAUCAGGGCAAAAUAGUUGAGUCCGGUAAACAUGAUGAAUUAAUGUCGAAACGUGGUUUAUAUUACGAUCUGGUGAGGCAACAAGAGAGACAUAGUGCACAAGAGCAUGAAAAUCAAAUUCCACAAAAACCGAAAGUCCUAAAUGUGGAACAAAAUUUUAAAGAGGAAUUACAAAUUCCACAAGAAAUGAAAUUAGUAUAUAUUGAAUCAAAAGCAAGUCAUAUGUAUAGAUCAGCACAUCACGAGAAGGAACCCAAAGUGGAGCAGCUUGAAAAAGUUAAUAACUUAAAUAUUUCGUCUGCUGAUAUUGAUGAAUAUUUAGAUAAUGAAGGUCCAUAUAUCAGUACGAAUUUACAACAAACGGACAUGUCACAAGAAGGAAACAACCAUCAUAAAAAUCAAAUUCCACAAGAAACGAAAGUUUUAAAUGGGGAACAAAAUGUAAAAGAGGCUGUGGGGACUAACGUUCAGAAACUUAAAGAAAAUAAUAAUUUAAAUGAUUUGUCCACUGAUUUUGAUGUAUAUUUAUCAAAUGAUGAAAGUCCUUAUAACACUACAAAUUCAGAACGACCCGAUAUGUCACAAGUCGGACAAAUCCACACAUCUCCCACAGUAUGAGACUUCAAACCAAUUAAAUCACCUUUUCGGAAUACAAAAUGGACAAAUUUCAACUAUUAAGUCGUUGAGUUUUAGAGCUAAAACCCCAUUCCACUAAACGAAGGAAAAGCAAAAUUU
Messenger RNA from Teleopsis dalmanni, 3133 nucleotides. RefSeq names its product mitochondrial potassium channel ATP-binding subunit. Gene Ontology annotation, molecular function: ABC-type oligopeptide transporter activity; ATP hydrolysis activity; ATP binding. Lineage: Eukaryota; Metazoa; Arthropoda; Insecta; Diptera; Diopsidae. Bases 395 to 3016 code for a protein of 873 amino acids. Gene Ontology annotation, biological process: transmembrane transport. The record is from RefSeq and is a predicted model, not a curated record. Gene Ontology annotation, cellular component: membrane. The transcript is spliced from 8 exons.